Fusarium musae is the source of this 534-nucleotide messenger RNA. RefSeq lists its product as uncharacterized. Lineage: Eukaryota; Fungi; Ascomycota; Sordariomycetes; Hypocreales; Nectriaceae. The record is from RefSeq and is a predicted model, not a curated record. The coding region runs from base 1 to 534 and encodes 177 amino acids. The transcript has a single exon.
AUGUAUUCUUCACAGUCGCCAAGUUUUACCGCCGAAUUUAUCAAAGAAGAACCCGGAAAGCCAGUCCCCCAGAAGCCCGUCCGAAGAAGGGGUCUGAAUGAUCAGAUAAAAUGGGUUAAGGCGUGGAUGUCAAAGUUACCUCAAGGGGAUGAGGAUUGGGACAACAACAGACCUUCGACACUAGAAGACAUUCUCCGUCUGCGUGAUCGUUUGACCAUCUCUCACGUUGAGUCGCGUCGGGACAUGGACUGGCUCACUCUUCUCGAGACCUAUGCUGCUGCUUCCAAAGACUUUGAGGGACGAGAAACUCAGCUUCACUGCAUGGUAAUGGUCGCAGCCUGUCACGUGGCUCAUGAUCAAGGCCUUACCAUAAACGAGGUUAUGGAUGCCAUGGCUAAAUGCGUUACUGGAGGCAGUGAUACUCUUAGAUCCAAGCGAUUCGCACUACCCAAGUGUGUCCAGAUUGGCGAUGAACUUGCUAAAGUACUGGGGCCACGGGCAUAUGAGCUUCCAUUGAGAGGUAGGCUGUCUUGA